UGCAAGAGUCCAUCCAAGCCGAAACAACAAUAUACAUGUAGACCAGAAAGCAGUGAAUUCAGAUUCAGAAAGCGAAAACAGAGACUGGAGCUCGACUCCAACUAGAGAAUCAAAAGAAUUGUCCAAGUCGACAUAUUCACAGUCAGCUUGUCACGAUGAGCAACUUUUGAACACUUUAAAUAAAUCAAAAUUGCUGAUAGGAUCGGGUGCAAUUCCAGAUAUGAGCCGAGGCGAGCUGAAGGCGUCCCAGUCUACUGCCCGGACAAAGCUUGACGUCGAUGCUCCAUAUGUGGGAAAGACUGUAGACCGGCGAGAUUCGAUGGGUACUGCUAAAUUGGAAAUCUGGCGUUGCCAGUUGACCACAGAACAGCGUGCUUGGGUGGGGGUUUGCAACAUUCUGGACGAUGAUGAAGAUCAAAGCGUGCUGAGUAAGGAUGUGCUUCCGCCCGAGAUAUUACAAGCGAUGAGUGAAUCUGUGUGUAGCAUGCAGAGCUCUUCCAUCCGCUUAAAAUCGCAAGCUUUGACUGAUAUGAGCAUCGGCGAUGAUGAUAUUUCCGAAACGUCCGAUGAUCGCGAUUUGAAGAAGCUUUGCGGCUUUGUUGGGUCGAAUAACAAAAUGCCGUCAUUAAUGAACUCAAGUUUUUCGUCGUUCCAGUCGGAGAUUUCGGAAGCCACUGCAGUGUCGUUGCUGUCACAAGUUUCUGCUAAGAAUUUGAUUGUACAGGAGCAUGUUACAGACCAAGCGCUGAAAGGCUUUCUUGAAAACAUAGCGCAACUCUUGGAAAAGAAGAGAAUAGAGAGCAAAGCUGCAAUAGAAGUUGAGCGCCCUCACAAUAGCGAUCCUAUUUUCGAAAUGUUCUCGUGGAGUGCGAAGAAAAAUAUAGAUCAGCAAAAGGAACAGGAAGAAUACACGAGAAAUAAACAUGAACAAGGGGAAAAAAGUUCUCUCGAAACGCCGGACGAGGUUGACUACGGAUACGAAGACCACGAGCCUGCACCUUUUCCUCUGGAAGAUCAUUGCCAGACUUAUGAGAGCGGUAAUAGAGCAAUAUCAAACAGUUCCAGUGACGAGAAACCGCUUCAAUACUCCUACGAAGGAGACACAUCCAACCCAUACGGCUAUGGAGAAUGUCAACCUUCCUUUGUGAAAGCAACCUGCUGCGACGGACAAGAUCAUCUGAUCGUUGAGAAAAUAAAUGCCUACCAUGAAAACCCAUACCUUAAAGGUCCACCAUCCGCAUCGGUUGUGAGUACAAUGAACAGUUCGAUGCCCAGUCUGACAUCAGUUAAAGAAAGCGAAGUCUCCCAAGGGUCAAAGCUCAUGGCGUUAAAAUGGACGUCAUUUGGUGACUUGGACUUUGAAGCGACAAGCGGCGUUGACCAUCCCUUCCCGUUUCAACUAGAGCCGGAGGGAGAAGAAGAGAAUGUACAGAAGCCGGUUGUGAAAACGAAGCGAUCUGGGAAAAAUUCUCGAAAGAAGAAAGUCAAAGACGCAAAGAAGAGGAAAGUGAAGAGAGCCGCUCAGAAAGCCACCAACCCCCGGGCUCUCGACAGACUCAACGGUUGCGGAAAUGAAGAAGUUAUAUACAUGACACCAAAGCCGCAGUCUACGAAAACAAUAUAUGGGACAAAAGAGUUGCCGAAAUCGAUUCUAUCCCGCAAUAAUCCAGCUCCUAGCCCUGAGGGAUUCCCAUGUCUCCGCAAAGAGAAGAACAGGAAAAAACGCUACAAGGAGACAAAGAGCCCAUUUCAAGCCAUACGAAACCGUAUCCCCAGUUUGACCUUCUUUGGAAAAGGUCGAAGAGGUUCUCCAACUUCCGUGAUGAAUAUGGGUAGACAGGAGGCUCAUUUCUUCGAAGACUUUGAAGAGUACGUUGAAGAAGAGUGGGGAGGCCUGCUUGAUUAA
This is a messenger RNA of Phaeodactylum tricornutum CCAP 1055/1, 1906 nucleotides long. RefSeq lists its product with no specific name. Lineage: Eukaryota; Bacillariophyta; Bacillariophyceae; Surirellales; Neidiaceae. The transcript has a single exon. The record is from RefSeq and is a predicted model, not a curated record. The coding region runs from base 221 to 1906 and encodes 561 amino acids.